Aplysia californica (California sea hare) is the source of this 7032-nucleotide messenger RNA. Its product is annotated as serine/threonine-protein phosphatase 2A regulatory subunit B'' subunit gamma. Gene Ontology annotation, cellular component: centrosome; spindle. The coding region runs from base 141 to 1475 and encodes 444 amino acids. The record is from RefSeq and is a predicted model, not a curated record. Lineage: Eukaryota; Metazoa; Mollusca; Gastropoda; Aplysiida; Aplysiidae. Gene Ontology annotation, biological process: T cell homeostasis; positive regulation of B cell differentiation; cortical cytoskeleton organization. The transcript is spliced from 13 exons.
CUAAGCCGGGAAGCAAAAUUUCAAGAUGGCUGUCAAAACUGUGUUGUAGUGACAGUCGGCUGGUCCCGAUAAACGUUACUUUCUGAUUUUAAUCAUUUUUAGCACGAUGCCAUUGCAGUCUUAAUGCUGCUAGGAGAGAAAUGCAUAAUACAACGUGGUCCAAAACUCUGAGGGAUUACCUCAAGAAAAGAGAAAAUAAAAGUAAAAAUGUAUCAAAAUCUUCAAAUGAAGAGGAGCUGGAAAUAUUUACUUGUCUUUACAAACAAUUUAAAGGACUUCAAGAGGAUCAUGUAAAUGUACCGAGCCUUUAUUCAAAGUUACCAUCUGAGGACGAACCACUUUUACUGAAGUUACGCGAAGAAUCCAGAGCAUUGUUUCUCCAGAGAAGAAGCCGGGAGCUUUUAGACAAUGAUGAAUUGCAGAAAUUGUGGUUUUUGCUGGAUAAGCACCACACGCACCCACUUCAUGGGGAUGAACAGAUGAUAAGCUAUGAUGACUUCCUGAGGGUUCAGGAAGAAGCAGGGCAGAAGUGCAAAUCGUUUUUCCAGGCAUCAGUAUUCUGUAAGCUACUUCAAAGUGACCCUUUUGGCCGCAUCUCCAUCAUGCAGUUUUUUAACUAUGUCAUGCGCAAAGUCUGGCUCCACCAGACACGCAUUGGCUUGUCCUUGUAUGAUGUCGCAGGGCAAGGCUAUUUGAAAGAGCCUGAUCUGGAGAACUAUAUCCUAGAACUGAUACCAACACUGCCGCAAUUGAAUGGACUUGAAAGAUCUUUCUAUUCUUUCUAUGUCUGUACUGCUGUACGCAAGUUUUUCUUUUUCUUGGAUCCCCUAAGAAGUGGAAAAAUCCGGAUACAAGACAUCUUGGCUUGCAGUUUCCUCGAUGAUUUACUUGAGCUGAGAGAUGAAGAGUUGUCCAAAGAAAUGCAAGAGUCAAACUGGUUCUCCGCACCAUCAGCUCUCAGAGUGUAUGGACAGUAUCUGAAUUUGGACAAAGACAGGAACGGGAUGCUCAGCAAGGAAGAACUCGCAAGGUAUGGUACAGGGACAUUGACGGAUGUGUUCCUGGACAGAGUCUUCCAAGAGUGUUUGACCUAUGAUGGUGAAAUGGACUACAAGACUUACCUAGACUUCGUUUUGGCCAUGGAGAAUCGCAGGGAGCCUCAGGCCCUGCGCUACUUGUUCCGCAUCCUUGAUGUCCAGCACCAGGCCUACCUCAAUGUAUUCUCACUCAACUUCUUUUUCAGGGCAAUUCAGGAACAAAUGAAAAUCCAUGGGCAAGAACCAAUCAAAUUCCAAGAUGUGAAAGAUGAAAUCUUUGACAUGGUGAAGCCAAGUAAUCCAUUAAGACUAACCCUGAACGAUCUCAUAAGAAGUGGUAAAGGUGAUACUGUUGUGAGCAUUCUCAUUGACCUGAAUGACUUCUGGACGUAUGAGAACAGAGAGUACCUAGUGCCAGACCUGUCUGAUGAAGUGUGAUAUAUAAGGAAUCUCUGCAGACCUCCAACCGUUCACCAGAUCAGUCGACACGGAAACAAAAUGUGACCCUCAGUUUCGAUAAAUCAUUUUAGACAUAUUGUUGUUUUUUUCACUUUACCAUUGUGAAAUGCAGUUAUAAUCAAAAGAGCAACAUCAACACAUGAACUGUUAUAACUUCCUCAAAGAAGAAAAAAGUUGGACAAUGAUCCGGAUAUCGAACUGUGAUCUGACAAGGGUCAAUUUUGCCUCUCAUUUCAGUGUGGAAAAUAGUCAUGAAACUUAAUGUUUAUGACGAAUUCUGUUCCCAAAAAGUUUUGAGAGACUCUCAAGCUUGACGCUCAAAUUGUAAAAAUAAGACAAAUACCAUUUGUCCAUUGGAUUUCAGUAUUAGAAAGAUUCUGAGAUAUUUGAAAACUUCAUACCGGUACCUUGACAGACAGAUUUUGUUGUGACUAACUUUCAGUCAGCUUUAAGAUGUGGUGGGCAAUUGAAAUGGAUACAAACUGGAACAUUCCACCCUUCCAUCAAUACGUUGCUUUGGUCCGAUACUCACCAUCGGCAAUCAAUCGGCAUCACAGCCUUCACCUUCACUGUCCCCGUAUGUUGGUCACUUUUUCCAGGAAAGGACCCUCGUGUCUUAGUUUUCUGUUGGUUCUUAUAGUAUUCGCGGGGUAACUUAAAUGAAUUAGAUUUUUCUUGUGAAAGUCUGUAAUUUAGAACUUGUCUGUGACUUCAAUGUGGUCACAAGAAUGUGUUCUUAAGUCCUGUUUAUAUUGUAUGGUUAUUUAUUUUUUGUCUGGUACAUCAUGUAAGUUCUUACGAGUGAGAGACAUGUAUCUGGUAAAGUCCGUCCUAGAGUCCUAUUGUUUCUGAGAGUUGUUCCUGUUCACAGGAUGGUUACUCUCUGCCAUGAACAUGCCAGUCUGUUGUUGUGAAAUGAUGGGGUUUUUUUUCACUGACUGACAGCUUGCCUCUAAGAAAUAAGAACUUGGGUUCUGUGUGUCUGAUGUUUAUAUUAUGGUAAUUACUGCUCACUGCUGUUGCACGUCUAGUUGAUGUUAUGGAGAGUGGAAAGGGCCAACCGUUCUUUAUGGCAGGACUUUUUUUUUCCACUUCACCGUUUUUUCACCCGAAUUAUCUAAAUCUGGAAUUUUGACACUUCCUCUCACUGCUAUUGGUAGUGGAAUGGAUGCAGGUUUAAGUUUAAUGGUAUGGAGUAAAGUAUUUUAUUUGCCAAUGUCUGUCUUGAUUAUUUGUCCAAAAACUAAACGUCAGUUUUACUGAACAAAAAACAUGUUGAUAAAAUAUGGUUUGAUUCUACAUGUUCCUUUUGCUGAACAAAAUGGUGUGUUCAGAUUUUAUGAGGUAUUAUGUGCAACAGUCCAUUGAUCUCUCAUUGUAUUCAAGUUAUUUUGUAGCUAUUUUUAUUGACCUACAUUCUCUCCCCACUUUUUCAGUUUGUUGUAAUAGUGAACAAAGCCAGCAGUAUGGCUUUUGAAAGUCAUGAGCUGGCAAGCUACUGAAUCUAUGGAAGUCAAAACUUGCUUGAAGAGACUUCUAUUUGUACCCAUAUAUAUUAUUUUCACUGUUUAUUCUCCCACUGAACGUCCGCUGUCCAGUUGAGAUGUUGUGAUAAAUAUAAAUAUUAUAUUACAUUCAUCCCUUUGAAAAACUAGAAAUCCACAAACCUAAAAUAGCGCUCAUAUGACCUUAUGCAGUUGCGAAUGCUGUAAAACCUCUACUAUAACAAACUAAAACCUAAAAUAUAGUCCGCCUGAGGGGGGUUCUUUCCCUUAUUUCAUUCUCCUCAAAUUGUAAAUAAUCACUGCACAGAUAUUUUUACCCCUGUUCACAUGCAUUACCCAAAAUUCACCUGUAGAACCUAACAAACAUGAUUCAGAUACUGAACUGUAGCAUUAACUCUCUUGUUGUCCUCUUUGUCUGUCUGGAAGCAAUGACUAUUUCUGACCAAUUUGGUCAAUGGUAACGAUUUGUUCAAAUUCAAGGUGAUGUACAAAUACAAAAAAGUUUCUGGACUGAGCUUUACCAAAACAAAAAUCCCCCGUGGUUUCUGCAAAUUUGUGUCGUUUCGUUAAAAUGGCACUUUUGGACAGGUAUAAUCUGAAUACAGCGGUCUAGUGAAUUGUGGGAACUUCUCUGGACCUCUUUUUCAGGUUUUAUCUGGCAACUGUUGCAAAGUUUUCAUUCACAAAAACACUGUUGUUCCAUCAAGGACCAAGUGCGUAGCCUGCCUAUUAAGAAAAAUACUGAUUUUCUGUCCAUCUCAUGUGAGGUAAUUUCUUGUGAAAGCAUUGCUUGCCAAAAAAAACCUUUGUGCAAUUUUGAAUGUGAACUUAGGUACUACUUCUGAUAAAAUUGCUUUGUCUCAAGAUUGGAACAGUAGGCUUGCUCAUGCCUUAACACAGUGAUUGUUUUCUGAAAAAAGUUCUUGUGAUAUUGUAUUGUCGAGUUUCCAAAUAUUAACCGGCUUCUUUGACAACAUGAUGCUUUGUCAUCUUCUAACCGAAUUGAGCUGAAACUUUACCACUCCUUCUUUCCUGUAAAAAAUCUACCGUCCCUAUCUCCCCUCCUUCUUUUUUGUGUUUGUUACUCUCUUGUAGCACCUCUAAUCUUUGGCACUUAAUAUGACCUUACUGUGUUGCAAGUGCUGUAAAACUCCUACUAAAACUAAACUUACCACUCAGAUCACAAGUUCAUCUAAUCUCUAGUAGGCAUUUUAUGUUUUGAUUGAUUUUAGAAGUUUGUGGGAUACAACAGUCAGAGGUUUGGUGACAAUCCAUAAAUUACCUAAUAUCUAUAGGUUUUGGUUAAAUUUGAAAAAUAGAAUGACAGUCAGCAAACUUUUUGAUUGUGCCUUGUGCAAAGGGAACAUUUUGAAGAUUUUAUCAAAUUUUUCUUCCAAAAGGGAUAUCUAAAAAAAAUUUUCAAUUUGUUUAGUUUUUGUUCCCCCCUCCCCCACAUAAAAAAAAAUAAAUAGACCUCGCAAUCAGUCUUGUAGGUUGACUUUUGCUUGACUCACUGCCUUUCCACUUGGUGUCAGAGGAAAGAAACCUGUUCAUGAGGGCAACAUCCUACAGUUCAGAUGGAGAUUAGAAAGGAACAGGAUUUUUUCUCCAAAACACCUGGUCUCAGGGUAAGAAGAAUAAUGUUGCCUUAGCUCUGCUGACAAUGGAGCUGUGACUGAGACAGUAUAGAGCAGUUGUAGUCUGAUGGAAUACAGAUUGAAAGUAUACUGGAUGGGAAUUUGGUGAACAUAUGAAUGUCUUUAUUGUUUUUCAUUUUGACCUAGAGAAAAAUGCCAAAUCAGUGAGAGAGUGAGAGUCUGUGCUGCAUUGGGUAUUGUUGUACAAUGUAUUGUGUAUUCACACAAUUAAUGUGGUGUACCGUUAAUAGGUUUGGUUAUGCUUUCACGUUGUCGUGGUGCGCCUUUGUCAAAUGUUCAGGAAUAUGAUGAAAUAAUGUCAUUGCCGACAGUGUCUUUAACUGAGAAUUCGAUGCAUUGUCAUGCUUGUCCCACUGAGAUUUUUACUUUAUAGCUUUAUAGGACCUUAUACAUUUCGUCUCCUCAGUUUUUUGUCUCAUGCCUCAGAUACAAAGCUUUGAGCUAGUCACUGCCUCGACACUGUAUGAUAUUUUGCAUCGUUUUCACUGUGAAAAAAAUGUUGGCCCUCCCCUUCUUAAUAUUGGGUAUAAUUUUUGCAGCUGUGAGUCCAACAGGCGAGUGUGCUAGGGGUGUACCCGCUUUGCCAAUUUAUUUUGUUGCUUUUUAUUGUCCUGCAGAGGAAUGUAUUGUGCUGCUUCUUGAGAUUAUUUCAUAAAAGUUAAAUGGAAGGAGAAAUGGAUUGAAACACUUAUGUUGAGGACAUUAGCAACCAAGAUGUAAUACAGAAGGAAAUUCUGGUGAUUCUGAGACCAAGAUUUAGACAGUUGUAAUAUAAUUGUGUGUAUUUAAACAAGUUGGUGAAUGAACUUAAGCGUGUGUGGGGUUGUUGGGGUUUUUUUCUUAAAGAAUUUAGCAGAUAGGGAGGUUUAGAAAGAUGGUUGUCAUAGAAAAUUGAGGAUUUGUAGUUUUAUAAAAUGUAGGGCAUUCCCCAUUGAAAGUAUACCUGCUGUUUGUACUCUUGGUUGUCACAAACCAGUAUUUUCUAUCUUAUUGCAUUUAUCAUUUCAAAGAACAUUGUGUGAGAGUAUAUCAUACCCCUAUAUUUGGGCAAUAUAUGCUGUAUUGUGUUUGAUAGAAUUUUCACCUUAGAAGAAUGUUGUUGAUUGGAAAGAUGGGAAUUACAGUUAAGUCCACUUCAACCAAACACUUAGAAUCCGAGAACAUUGGUAAACAUAAAGAAAAUAGAAUCCCCCCCCCCAUUUGAGAUAACACUCUAUCCAAAAAACUCGAUUGAACCAAAUAAAAUCUGGUGACUCUGUAGAUUUCGCUUUUGAGUGGACUCCACUGUACUUUAUUUCAAUGAUUUUUUACAAUGUGUGGCAUUGUGCCGAAGUCGGGCGCUCGUCAAAAUGAUAAAAUCGAAGAAACCGGCAUUUUCUGCUGGUUUAGCAAUUUUUAUCGGAUUUUCGUUUUUCGACAACACUUAAAAGAAAUAAAAACACACUUCUGUAUGGAUUUUUUUCAUAAAAACGUUGAUUAAAGUAGGCACAAAAAAGUGUAAAUUUUUAGUUUUUAAGGACUUUCAAUCAAUGGAAAUUAUCAAAUUUGGGAGGCCAUUUUUUAUUUUUUUUAUUUUAUCUGUGAAACAAGGCGAUCCUCACCUCAAUCACAAAUAUCUCAACUGGUUUUCAAGAUUGAUGGGUGUUUUAUUCUCCGAAAGUAAGACAAAUGAACAAGCUUUAAGAUGAUAUCAAUAACUCCACAUGCCCAAAAAUUGACGGGCGCCCAAUUCCACAGCGUCAUGCCAUAAAUAUGAGUUUGCCAUCCAUAAAUUAUGUUCAUAUGAUUUUUAUCAGAAAUUGUUUUUAGAAAUGCAUUACAGGAAGGCUGAAAUCUCUUUAGAUAUCUUUAUAGAUCUAUGUAUAUAAAUGAAAGUAGCUUACAUUAUAACAUACCUGUAUCAUCGUUGAAGGUUGGAAGUUUUUUCUAUGCUUGUGGGAAUCAUAGAAACAUAACAAGGAAUCUUUUUAGGGCAGACUAAUAAUAUGGGUUCUACUGAUUUGGAUAUCAUUGAUGAAAGUUUCACCAGCAGUCAUUCUGGUCUCAAAUAUGUAAAGAUAUGUCUCCACCAGGAUGUUCAGGGUUGGAAUAGUCUUUGGUGUCUCUAAAGCACGUUUUCCCGAGUGACUUAUAACGUGUCUAGGGUAGCCUACUUAAAUGUGCUUCUAUUUGUGAAAAGUCAGCUUUUUCCACCUUACUUUCUCCACCCAACUUGUGUAUCGUAGCAUUUCUUUGUUUGCAUACCCGCCCUUGCUCAUGUGUAAAGCUUGUUGAAAUACUUCACAAUAUCACGAUAUCUAUUUUCAGCUUUAAACUGCUCAUCUCCAACUGUGUGAAUCCCAUUUGUGCUAUUAAAAUGGUACAUGAAACCCA